Bipolaris maydis ATCC 48331 is the source of this 282-nucleotide messenger RNA. NCBI's taxonomy places the organism in Eukaryota, Fungi, Ascomycota, Dothideomycetes, Pleosporales, Pleosporaceae. The record is from RefSeq and is a predicted model, not a curated record.
AUGUCAAACGAACAUGACGACACAAUCAACGCAACGCUACAGAUUAUCUUUGGGGCUGCUGGCAUCUUUAGUGUAGUUAUUGCCUUACUCGGUCUACAUCAUCAAGACGCUCUUGUAUUUGUGCUAUAUCGCCGACUGAGAUAUAGUCGGGCAGAAGCUGCAUAUGGAAUGGACGAUGAAAUCGUCUCUUCUGAUAGGAUCAUCGGCAAUCAAGGUAUGACAGCAUCGAACGCCCCAUAACGACCACCACCUUUAUCCCACGCUCACACAGCUCCGCCAUCG